ACCUUCUUCACUCCUUACUGCAACUAAAUCACCCAGCUCGCUUACAUUGAAUUACUGUUCCGCCUCCGUAGAGCUGGACUUGGAAUCUCUGGUGAAACAACAACAACAAUGUUUGGAGUUUUGUUUCCUAAUCGAAGCUUCCCCAUGGAUAUCUCCACCUUCGCCCAAAUCGAUACUUUCCACUGGGUCCUGGACAUGAACACCUUCGUUGGAGAAGGGUAUGAUCAGGUUAGAGAGAUGUGUAUCUUCUUGCUUAAUGGCUUCUCUCUUCCACCGGACAAAGCCCUCGCGGUUUAUAUACAGUCCCCUGGCUCUCCCUUCGUCUUCAGCGGUGCUAUCUCUAUCGCUCGACCCUCUGCAGUGCUAACCCUUCAAUGGCCGGAGCCCGGUGGCCAGAUGCAGCUCACUUCUUCGGAUUCCGCCCCUCUCUCCGCCAAGAUUGGUGUCUCUGUUGAGGACCUCGCGUCGUUGCCUUCCCUUGAUGUUACUGCCCAGAAAAGAAUCGAACACUUGGCGCUCAAAGUUGGGGAGAAUCUUUUCAACUUCAUGCAGUCCUUCUGUAGCGUCGAUGGUAGCAGACUUGUGGUUCCUAUGGAUAUACUGGAUCGGUGGUUCAAGAAGUUUCAAGAGAAGGCCACCAAGGAUCCCGAGUACUUGAAGGGUUUCGUGUUAUAAGUCC
This is a messenger RNA of Telopea speciosissima, 679 nucleotides long. Its product is annotated as protein OPI10 homolog. The record is from RefSeq and is a predicted model, not a curated record. Lineage: Eukaryota; Viridiplantae; Streptophyta; Magnoliopsida; Proteales; Proteaceae. Gene Ontology annotation, molecular function: nuclear import signal receptor activity. Gene Ontology annotation, cellular component: cytosol; nucleus. Gene Ontology annotation, biological process: protein import into nucleus. The transcript is spliced from 2 exons. The coding region runs from base 109 to 675 and encodes 188 amino acids.